Elaeis guineensis (African oil palm) is the source of this 2268-nucleotide messenger RNA. The record is from RefSeq and is a predicted model, not a curated record. NCBI's taxonomy places the organism in Eukaryota, Viridiplantae, Streptophyta, Magnoliopsida, Arecales, Arecaceae.
GGAGAGCCCACUGACCCAAUGGACUCGCCCAAUCUAUUUGGAUCUGAACCAGAGCUCUCAGAACGCACGUAUCCUCCUCGCGUGAUCCAGGCCGGAACCCCAGGGUUUAAGCCUCCGCGAGGGUUUAACAAGCCUCUCCCUCUCCCUCCCUCUCCCUCUCCCGUGCGCUCCCACGCGGGCGCAAGCCUCUGCGAAACCCUCAAAACGCUCGCCCCAAACCCCAACCCUUCUCCUCCCCUGCCCCCAAUGAAAACCCUAAUUCCUCGGGUCCUCUUCAUCCAUUUCCCCCCUCCUUCUCCACUCCCUCUCCGUUCCUACCGCUUCUCUCUCAUCUUCCUCCAUUCCGUUGCCGGCGAGGAGAACCACCAGCGGCUAACGGAAUCCUUGCCUUCAUCUCCUCCUUCCCCUUCUUCUUCUUCUCAUCCGUUCAGUUCUUCUUCGUCUUCCUCCAGGCGGCAUCACGAGGGGGAGAGCAGGAACGUGAAGGUCUCCGUAUGGUGGGACUUCGAGAACUGCAACAUCCCGGUGGGCGUGAACGUGUUUCGUGUGGCGAGUCGGAUAACGUCGGCCCUCCGGUCGACCGGCAUAAAAGGGCCGGUCACCAUCACCGCCUUCGGGGAUGUGGUUCAGCUCUCUCGAGCCACUCAGGAGGCGCUCACCUCCACUGGCGUUUGCCUUAACCAUGUGCCCCGUAGUGGGAAAAACAGCUCCGACAGGUCUUUCAUGGCUGAUCUUGUCUAUUGGGUGUCACAAAACCCUCCGCCUGUCCACUUCUUCCUAAUAUCGGGGGACAGGGAUUUUGCAAACAUUCUGCACCGCUUAAGGAUGAGCAACUAUAACAUAGUCCUUGCUAGCACUGACACUGCUCCAGGUGUCCUCUGCAGUGCUGCAACCAUCAUGUGGCCAUGGUCUGCUUUGGUUAGGGGAGAGAAUAUCUCUGUAAAGCAUUUUAACCAUCCACCUGAUGGUUUAUAUGGGUCUUGGUAUGGGCACUACAAAGGGGUUCUUGAUGACCCCUUCUCAGGUAUGGAGCAAGCAGCCAAUUCACAACCUGAUGAAUAUAUGGAAUCAAUUUCUGAGGCCAAGGCUCGCCCAAUUCCCAAGGCAGUAGUGAAUGGGAUCCGUCAGGUAUUAUGCUGGUACCCUGAAGGGAUAAAUCUUUCCGACCUUCGCGCCGAGCUCAAAAGAAACAACAUAACCAUUGAUAAGGACUUUUUUGGGUAUAAGAAGUUCUCGCACCUUCUUUGUUCUAUGCCAAAUGUUGUGAGGUUCAAACCUCCUCCACCAGGGGAAAAUCAACCGCUGGCGAUUGGUAUCCACAGAAGUGUAACUGAAUCGGUUGAACCCUGUCCUAAGCUUGCCAAAGAUAUUGAAAUUAGUGGUGGGAAGGGUUGUGCCAUCAGUCAGAAUGGAAAAACAUCAGAAGUGGCUCCUCCAACUACUAUAUCAGAGCCUUCUCCCAGUCAGAAAGAGACUGAUGCCAAUGGUAGCAUAGGUACUUCAACUGUCCCACGGGGACAUGAGGGUGUAGUUGAAGGGAGAUUUGAAAGGCUUUGGAAAACCUCUAUUGGGUCCGAGCCUCCCAAGGCAGAACCAUCUCCUUCUUCUGAAGGGACAGACGUGGACACCUUUGUUGGUGCUUUCACAUCCCAGCGACAAAAUGAAGCUCUAGUUGAAGAGGGACUUUUUAGAAGGAUUUGGAAGACCUUGAGUGGCUCUAGAGGUGGCCAUUCAAAGGACAAAAAUGGUACCAUCCGCAGGCCAGAUUCUGCUACUUGUGAGGAUUCUAAUGAAGAUGGAGCAAGUGUGUGCAGUUGCAAACACUCUGAGAAAGCAAAAUCUGAAGAGAAGAAAGCUGCAAGGCCAAGGGACGAUCCUUCUGGUCUGGUGGGUUGUGGAUUGAGUUCUUCAGAUGCAAGUAAGUCGCUUCCAAUGGACAAAACUGUUGAACCAUUGGAAGAGCAUAUUGGUGCAGCGGACAUGAGAAUGGGUUUCUUUAGUCGGAUGGCAAGCUGGUGGAGAUCAUGGAAAUAUGGUGCCAAAGGUCAAGAGGAUAGUGUUGCAUCUAUUAGAGAGGUCCUUGAUAAUGAAGAGAGGAAUGUACAAGGUGAAUCUGUUAAAACAUUGACCGAUGCUAGUUGUCUGCCUGAAGCUCAUGAUUUAUUUUCAAAAGCUUACUUUUGGGAUGCUCUGAAAUCAUUUUUGCUUGCUCCCAAAGGGUCUGAUAUUAUCUUAAAAUCGAGAACAAGGUAAACUGAAUGUUCAUAC